CGGGAAUUCUUGACGGCAGUGACAGUUCAAAUUGACGGAAUUUAGAUUUGCAGGUGUUUCGGCGGAGUUUUUUACAGUUGUUUUAUUUUACAUGCUUCUUAAAAUGAAAUCUUAAUUUGAUAAGUUUUGCAUAAAUGACGUUCCAAGAUGUUUAUAGAGGAUAUAAAGAACGAUUUCUACAAUGUACUACUCGGGAAUAGGGUGCUAUUGUUAGUUCAUUACGAUGUGGAUGCGAUUUGUACUUGUAAGAUAUUGCAGAGUUUGUUUAAAUGUGAUAAUGUGUCGUAUACACUGGUCCCCGUGGGGGGUAUAGCGGAGUUGCGUCAAGCUUACGAUGAGAAUAACGAGGAGAUAAAGUACGUGGUGCUGGUGAACUGCGGCGGGACCAUAGACCUGGUGGAUAUCCUGCAGCCGGAGGAAGAUGUGGUGUUCUUUGUGCUAGACGCCCACAAACCCACUGAUGUGUGCAAUGUGUAUAGUGAUGGACAGGUGAGAUUAGUAUAUAAGGAUGAUGAAGAAAACAUUCCCAACUUUGAUGAUAUAUUCAGAGAUGACGAAGAUGAGGAGAAUGAAGAGUCAGAGAGUGGUCGCGAAGGUCUGGAGGCGAUGGUGGAGCGCCGGCGCGAGCGCCGCGCCUGGGAGGAGAGGCGAAACACACUCAUGUUUAACUACACACAGUUCUCUUACUACGGGAAACCUAGCGCGUGCGUGGCGGUGGAGCUGGCGUGGCGCGUGUCGCGCUGCGGCUGGGCGGCCGUGUGGGCGGGCGCCGUGGCCGCCGCCGCGCAGGCCGCGCUGCACACGCGCGCGCCCGCCGCCGCGCUGCUGGACGCCGACCACCUCACCAGGCAUCUGCCGCCCGAACACACGCACACCGGUAGCCGUGUGAGCCUGGAGAAGGAUGUCAACCUCCCCCUAUACCGUCGCUGGUCGCUAGAAGCCGCGUUACGUCACUCGCCGGCGCUGGCGCCCGCGCUCCGCCUGCACACGGUGGCCGGACAGACGCGGCUUCGGCAACUGCUCGCUGAUACUGGUAUCCCGCUGCAGCAGGCUCGGCAGGCCUACCGCUCCAUGGACGUGGAACUCCGCCGCUCGCUGCUGACGGCGCUACAGAGCGCGGCCCCCAAGCACAAGCUGCCGGACCCCACGCACACCACGUUCCUGCUGCACAGGGUGCACUCACCCACACUGGCGGCCACGGACAUCGUGUACGCGAUUAUGGGCCUUAUUGAACAUGAGACGUUACCCCGCGCGGAAGGCUUCCAGCACGCUCUGGCCGCGCUGGACACGGAGGCGGGAGACAACGACAGCCGCCGCCUGGGCUGCGCCAGCGCACAGCGCGCGCUCGAGGCCGCCGCCCGCCUCGCGCACGCCACGCUCAGCGCCAGGCAGCUGCACCUGGCCGGGCCCUUCAGCUACUUCAUCGUGCAGGAGGGCACGGCGGAGGCCAGCCUGGUCCGCGGGCCGCUGUGGCUGGGCGUGGCGGCGCGCUGGCUGGCGGCGGGCGGCGCGGCCGUGCUGGGCUCGGCCCCGGGCCCGCCCGGCAGCUGUCUGCUGCUCGGGGUGCCGCCGCGCUACCAGCACGAGACCAGGAAUUUGUUCGGCGCGGCCUUCGAGCAGGCAGCCACCAAGUGCGGCGCGUCGGUGUCGCUGGACUACCUGGACUCGUCCGUCAUCACGCUGCCCACCGCCCAGCGCGCGCAGUUCCUGGACGCGCUCACCGCCUUACUAGCCUAGUACUGUACAUACACAAUACAUUUAAAACUAGCAUCUGAACAUUGAUCAGGGUAUUCUGCUAAUUAAUUACAAAGAAAAUUGGCUUAAAACGAAUUUUUUGUAUCCUCUUAAGAAUUUUCUUACAUAAUCAUUGGAAAUUCAGUACGGGAUGGCACUCUCAAAGUCAAAACAAUGAAUUCCCAUGUUGUCAAAAUGCUUAAGAAGAUAGAAAUAGUUUCAAAUUUAAUCCAAUUGCCAUUCAUUCAUCGGCCAUUGUAAAUAGCAGAGUCGGGGCCCAGGAAAAUAACAGCAUGUUUUAAAACUACAUUUAAACACAUUUCUAAAAGCGAGAUGACGCAAUACACCGUCAAUAGUAGUGUCUCUUUCUAACAAUUGCAAUAGUAGUUUUAAGAUGUGGUGAGAGAAUCUCCUUUAAAUCUGUUGUUGACAAACGUGAAAGGUGUGAAAGAGCAACAAAAGAGUUAGCAGAGGUUUUAUUAUUUUGUGUGAUCAGUGUUCGAGAUACCAGAUAUUAGUCUAUUAUAAAAGUUACUGUACAAUUUUGUGAGUGAAAGUUAGACAUAGACCACGGAUUGGUUGCAGAUGUAUUAUUUCUGCGAUUUCUGAACUCUUACAUCUGUCUUCAAGAGAUAAUUUGAAGCCACACAAUAAUUAACAGAAUAUUAAGAUUCAAAAUGGCUGAUAUACAGUAAAUAUCAGCCAUUUUGAAUCUAAACUCGCAGAUAUUCCGCCUCGAUAUUUCUAUAAUUCGCUACCAGUCCUUAUUUAAACAAUAAAAUAAAAUUACGUUGUACAUUCAUUUUGCAAUUAACAAAUUAGGAUUAAAUAGGAAUUAACUGUUAAUUAAAAUCAUAAGCCUAUUGAUCACAAAAAAAAACAAUAUUCUUAAUUCAAUUGAUUUCUAAGUAUCCAAUUAUUCACAUUUAAUUUGUAAUGAUCAUUUUAUUCAAUGAUUUGACAAUCAAUAAUUCAAUCCUCUUUAUUAUAUCUUAUAAUUGUUUUGUCUGCUUUAAGGUGUUAUAUGUUGUGUGUCUGAAUGUUAGAUUGUAUGUAAAGAACAGUUGUUUUUUUAUAAUCUGUAGGCCUUAUGAAAUAUGUAUAUGAAAAUGUAGUGUUCAAUAUUUCAAAUUAAUUUACUAAUUCAUACAAGUUUUAAUUAAACCAUCUAUUAAUUGUAACUUAAUCAAUGAUUACAAAACUCAAAACUACUGUUCUCUACUUUGUGUGAUUGUUUCUUAUUAAGUAGUAAGUAAUUAGUGUAUAAUAUUUAUUUAUAAAUAAUUUAGUUGCAUUAUGAAAUAAAACAAUAAUUAUACGAAAAAAGUAUAUUUAAUUUGCCAAUUACAAAAUAUCACGUUUUACGUACAUAAAGGAACAAUAUAAAUAUUUGAUUUAAGAUUAUUAUUUAUGAAUAUGAGUUGGUAACACCAAUGUAGGACAAAAACAACUAUAUAAGAGAAAUCAUUUUUACAAUAAAGUCAAUAUUAUAAAAGUGAGUUUUGAAAUUCUGAUAAACAUUAUUUAGGAAUUUUCAUCAAAUGUCUCAGUUCAGUACAUUUCAAUUACGAAAAAUUCACGCACGCCUUCAAGAAAUUAUAUAAAUUUUGGUGUGUUAUUCGAUCACAAGAGACUAAUGGUCUGUUAUUAAACAAGUUGUACUUUUUUAAAGUAGAAUUUGGUCCUAAUCGUACAACAUUUAUACGCCAAUAAGCUUCUUUUAUUAUCAUUAGAACAGCUAUAUACUUUUGAAGCACAUAAAAAAUCACAGUAUAAUCAAAACACAACAUUUUUCAGUCUUAAAAUCUAUAUAACCGCAUAGCAUUUGUUUUAUUUACAUAUCACUCCCAUUUUAUAAUAGACACCAAGAGGUGGCUUACGUUAGUAUUUAUCAAGUAAAUCAUUAGAUACAG
Messenger RNA from Trichoplusia ni (cabbage looper), 3647 nucleotides. RefSeq names its product cell division control protein 45 homolog (gene Cdc45). Gene Ontology annotation, cellular component: DNA replication preinitiation complex. Lineage: Eukaryota; Metazoa; Arthropoda; Insecta; Lepidoptera; Noctuidae. Bases 148 to 1737 code for a protein of 529 amino acids. Gene Ontology annotation, biological process: DNA replication initiation; double-strand break repair via break-induced replication; mitotic DNA replication preinitiation complex assembly. The record is from RefSeq and is a predicted model, not a curated record. Gene Ontology annotation, molecular function: DNA replication origin binding; chromatin binding; single-stranded DNA binding. The transcript has 10 exons.